Molecule: messenger RNA, 5016 nt
Organism: Alternaria rosae
Lineage: Eukaryota; Fungi; Ascomycota; Dothideomycetes; Pleosporales; Pleosporaceae
Product: ankyrin repeat-containing domain protein
Exons: 2
Coding region: 471-4874 (1467 amino acids)
Molecular function (GO): protein binding
Source: RefSeq, a predicted model, not a curated record
CGAGAGGCUUGGCAGGUCUCCAAAUCCCGUAAAACCUCAAACAAAAACGCAUUGAGUCAGUUUACAUUAAAGACCAGCCUGCACAUCAUGCUAUCUGCACCAUAAAAGAACUGCUUCGUGCUACUCAGUUUGGGGUUUAGCCCUGCUGCGCAAUCCUGCAUUGCCAGCCUUGCCCAGCUAGUCUCGCGUCAUGGCGCAGGCGGCCUGCGCCCCCUGCCCGGGGUAUGAAGAUGCAGCUUGUCCCAACAAUUAGCUCCUGGACGCCAAUUCUCCUUCCCAUCUACUAGACGAACUGCUGCUGUCACUCGCAUUACGCCGAAUAAUCGCAGUUUCCACGCCCUGCAAGAGCGAGUCGCAGUGCACUAUCGUAUCGAUCAAACUUAAUUCGAGGCUCCAAGACUGCCUUUUAUUACUCGUACAUAAAGAUAACAGCAAGCGCCUACAGCUUCAGGCCACAGAUCCCCAACACGAUGCGGCUGCUAUAUGUUACAAGCGAUGGGAAGCUCAAGUUCACCAACGACAUCAUUCGUAGCGAAGAGAUUCCUCCCUAUGCGAUCCUUUCGCACACUUGGGCGGAGCAAGAAGUAGUGUUCGGCGACAUGAACAGCCUUAGCGACACAGAGCAUGUUGUUGCAAAGAAGAGGGACGGUUGGAGUAAGAUUGAUUUCUGCGCACAGCAGGCAAAGCGUGAUGGGCUAGAUUAUUUCUGGGUCGACACAUGCUGCAUCGACAAGGCAAACAACACUGAGCUCUCGGAAGCUAUCAACUCUAUGUUCCGCUGGUAUCAAAAUUCGAACAAGUGUUACGUCUUCCUUUCCGACGUCGGGGGAAAAUCUUUGGAGGGUAGUUGCGAGACGACCACGGGAUCUGCGGCGGCUUUCAGAGCGAGCAAAUGGUUUCGUCGAGGCUGGACACUUCAGGAGCUUCUUGCUCCAUGUUCUGUUGAGUUCUUCUCUAGAGAUGGGGCAUUGCUAGGGAACAAAGAGUCACUCAAGCAGAUUAUCCAUGAGGUUACAGAGAUACCCAUCGAAGCUUUGUCAGGGAGCAACAUGUCAAAGUUCAAAAUCGCUGAACGCUUCGCUUGGGCACGGAAUCGCCAGACCACACGCGAAGAGGAUGGAGCGUAUUGUCUGUUAGGCAUACUCGGCUGUUACCUUCCACUAAUCUAUGGCGAAGGCAAAGAGAGCGCCUUGAAAAGAUUAAGAAAGCAGGUUCAGGAGAGCUCUGAUGACAUUGCAGAUGCUUCAGUGUAUGAUGGUAUGGCCCGCACCCGAACUUCAGACAGGCUUAGCAUGAUAUGCAAAUGGCUUUCGGCGCCCGAUCCGUCCACAAACCACAACAAAGCGUACAAACAGCGACAGGCUAAGACUGGACUAUGGUUGAUCGAAGGCAAAAAGUUGAAGAACUGGAAGGAGACAGCCGCGUCGCGACUUUGGCUAUACGGAAUCCCAGGAUGUGGAAAGACUAUCCUAAGCUCUACGAUUAUUGAGCAUCUGCUGCAACACUGCCAUGACGACACUAGUAUGGUGACGGUAUACUUCUACUUCGACUUCAACGAUGCGAAGAAACAGGAUGCAGACCUAAUGCUUCGCUCAAUACUCAGUCAGCUCCUGCAGCGUUCGGUCACGGUACCCGAGUGCGCCGAUGCGCUGUUCUCAUCCUGCGGAAACGGACAACAACAGCCGUCUCUGCAUGCACUUCUAGAAGUGUUAUCGCAGGUGGUGCGACAGUUUUCGCAUGUCUACGUUAUUCUUGAUGCGCUUGAUGAAUGUACGCAACGCCCAGAACUGAUGGACAUGCUGGAAAUAAUGGCUGGAUGGCAGCUUGGCAUCCUACAUUUGCUUAUGACCAGCCGGAAAGAGCGGGAUAUUGAGACCUCCUUACAGAAUUUUGUCGUGAAAGAUGACACUGUUUGCCUUCAGAGAGACGUUGUAGAUAAAGACAUAUUACGGUUCGUCCAACAAAGGCUGCGUGACGACAAGCGGCUAGAAAAGUGGAACAAGGACGCCAAAAUUACGCAAGAGAUUGAGACAGCACUAAUGCGCGGAGCUCAAGGAAUGUUCCGAUGGGCUGUAUGUCAGCUUGACAUGAUAUCCAAGUGUCGCAGUCUAGCGAUGUUGCGAAAGUCGCUCGUUACUUUACCACGAACGCUGGACCAGACAUACGAACGCAUCCUUUCCGCUAUAAGCGAAGACGACCGCGUAUACGCAAUGAGAAUUUUACAGUGGUUAACGUUCUCUGCUAGGCCACUCUGUGUCAAAGAACUGGCUGAAGUCGUCGCUAUUGACGUUACGCGCGAACCAGUGUUCGAUCGUGAUGAAGUGCUAGUGGACCCACUAGACGCACUGGAAAUCUGUUCUAGUCUAGUCACUCGUACAUUAUACACGGGAAUAGGGGAGUCAAGGCCUGCCUAUUGGUGUGUCACUCUCGCACACUAUUCAGUCCAGGAGUACCUUGUGUCAGACAGGAUCAAACAAGGACCAACAAGUCAGUAUAGCGUGCAAGAGGUCGAAUGUCACAAAGUAAUGACGAGAGGCUGUUUGGGGUACCUGAGCCAAUUCCAGCAACCAAUCUUUGACGAGCUUCGCGGGUUUCCCAGGCUGGCUCCGAGGCUGGCUCAGUACUCCGCAGAGUUCUGGAACAAUCACUACCACAAAAUAGGGUACGAGGUACAAGAAUUAAGUCAGCUAGCGUUAAGACUGUUGUCGACCGAAAACCCCGCAUAUUUUAACUGGAUCCGGUUUCAUGACCCUGAAUUUCCUUUGGAUGAGCCAUACGUAAAGCGACGUCUGGAAAGUAUAGCGGCACCCCUUCUCUACGCAGCCCUUUUAGGCCUAACCACGAUCACGAAACUGCUCAUAGCUGGAGGCGCAGAUGUCGACGCGCAGGGUGGAUGGCACGGCAGUGCACUACAGGCAGCUUCAGCCAGAGGCCACAAAGCAGUUGUAGAGCUGCUGAUUGAUGCAGGCGCCGACGUCAAUGCGAUUGGUGGACACUACGGGAGCGCGAUUCAUGCUGCUUCAGACACAGGCCACAAGGCAGUGUUGGAGCAGCUGAUCGAUGCAGGCGCCGACGUCAACGCGAAAGGGGGGCUGUACGGUAGUGCGCUACAUGCCGCUUUCGAACGUGCAGAUGAAGCCAUGGCCACAAUGUUGCUUAGAAGAGGCGCCGACGUCAGCCCAGACACCCAACUCAAAGGUGCCCUGCACCAUGCUAUCAACAAAUCAUGGUGUACGCCUUCGCUGGUCAACGCAUUGCAACAGUAUGGGGCUCCAUUGGAUACGGUCGAUGCUGCGAACAUGACUCCACUACUCUAUUGUGUGAAAGGUCGAUAUAAGACCAUCGCGAAGCAACUCAUCGAUGCAGGGGUACCGAUUGACUCCAGCGUUCAUCGAAAGGCCUGGCCCAUUCCUGUCAAUAACACUCAUCUUGAUCCAAUGGAUGGUAGUUCUCUCAUCUCUGGAUCCAUCGGGGCUGGCCUGACUCCUUUGCACUUCGCAGCCUUGACUCGUAAUGCAACGAUGACAAAAUUCCUUCUUGUCCACGGCGCCAACCCCAAAGCCCUCUCAGAGUACGGUGAAAUGCCUCUACAUCUUGCGCUGCGUGGGAAACUCAUUGGAACAAGCUACCAGGAUGGCUGGAACACUGCAAGCAUUUGGGAGGGACCUCAACGACUUAGCGAGACGGUUAAAUUGCUACUAGCAUACUCUAAGUCUUCUGUCAGCAAACAGGAUCAGCGGGGCGAAAGAGCUUUACACUGCGUCCCGUAUGGGGACUCGGAAAGUGGAGCUUUGGUCUCCCAUUUGUUACUCAAACGGGCGAAAAUAAAUUGUCGCAGUAGGACGGGGAAAACCCCUUUACAUUUUGCCAGUGAAGCUGGUAAUCAAAAAUCAGUCGAGAUCUUGCUCAGCAAUGGUGCGACGGUGGCAUCGGUUGACAACAGUGGUCGCAACGUACUUCAUUACGCAGCUCGGAGCAGAAGUCUUGCGACUAUGAUCGCUAUUCUUGAGACCGAAGAGGCGAAGACCGUCGAACUUAUAGUAUCGAAAGACAAGAGUGGGCAAAAUGUACUUCACCAUGCGUUAUCUGUGUAUGGAACACAGCAAACUGAGACGGUACGAUGGCUGUUGGAUAAGGGGGCAAACAGUUUAGAGCUUGAUAAUGCGGGGCUUUCCCCCCUUGCAGCUUUCAUCGAGUGUUCCGAAAGCAGUGCAGACAUUGAUACCUGCAAGGUGCUACUUGACAUCGAGGGAAAUUCGUUAUUCGUCGACCAAGAAGGGCGAACCCUUGGGCACUUGUGGGCGACAAAAUCAACUUUUGAGAUUCGUGUACUGCGGAUGCUCAAUGAGUAUGGUGUCAACCUAGCGAGAAAAGACCAGAAGGGAAGGACCAUACUACACUACGCAGCUAUACAUGGCUCUCUCAAGGAAGAGACACUAGAGUUUCUCAUCAAUGUCAUCGGCCUCAAAGCAGAUGAAGAAGAUACUUACAACCGUACUCCUUUGGAUUAUGCUGACGAGAGCAACAGUGACAGUGACAGCGACAGCGACAGGGAGAAUGCCCGUCGUCGGGAGAAGAGCAAGCGCGUCUUAGCUAAUCACCGUGCCAAAUGCAUUGGAAAACCUAGCGUCGACGCACCAGGAGCGAUAGUGGUGGCGUCGAAUCUGACAUUUGGAGGUGCAGGUGAUGACAAGGAAGACGACGUUGGUUCGGAUAAGGAAGACAGCAGUGAGGACGAAGAAUAUAAGGAAGAUGAAGACAAGGAUGAAGAUGAGGAUGAGGAUGAGGAUGAGGAUGAGGAUGAGGACGAAGAAGAUAGUGAAAAAGAUGAGGGGAGCAAUAAUGCGGACAAGGAAGACACUGACAGGCGAUAAGCCUCGUCAAACACUGACCAAGAUAGUCAACCUAACAUUCGACAUAAUCGGCCAAGUUUGUGUUAAUGGUGUCAUCACACGGUCAGAUCAUAGCCCGCAAAAGUAAUUCACGUCUUUAGAUCCAAGCACCGUGAUGUCUUUU